UGAAUUCGGCUUGUUAGGGGUUAAUGUGGAGCUUUACUAUCCAGCUAGCUAUCCAGACAAACCGCCCGUUUCUCUAAAAUCACGUUUGUGAUCUUUAUAAAUAAAAGACAUUAUAAAAUCCAUUAGGGUUGAACCCUAGAUCUUUUGUGCAUGUGUGCUGCUUAAGAAUGCAGUACAGUACAGUCGCUUAUAGCUGUGAAGCACAGAGUAAGUGCACGUUGAGACACGCGUGGGUUCAGUAUUAGCUCUCUGGCAGGCAGCAAUGGAGGAUACGCUACUCAUAGGAAUAUGUGACGGCGCUAUAGAGAAGAAGAAAGACACUUAUUAUUACACUAAUAAAAUUGGAGGAUGUGCGGACUUGAUCCCUGGUGUAUCUAAAGCAUAUAACCAGUGCGCACUUUGUGGUGGGUUCCUUAGUCAUGUUGUUCAAAUAUACUGCCCUCUUGCGGCGUCUCCAUAUCACCGCACCAUUAAUGUGUUUGCCUGCACAGCUCCACAGUGUCAGGGCAAGCUGGAAAGCUGGAAAGUCCUCCGUUCACAGUGUUUGGAGUCUGAGAUAAAAGAACCUUCAGCCGCUCAGAGCACUGAUAAAACACCGGUUGCCACUACAGACUGGUGUGACGAUGCCGAUGACUGGGGAAUGGACUCUGAGGAGAAUUUGGGCAAUGAACAGACUCAUACCGCUCAACCUGAGACGGAUAACCUUACAGCAAGCCUGGAAGUCAGUAGCAGACUUCAGGACCUGUGUAUAAACAGGUCAGCAGAUGGUGAAGAUCCUGGACCAGCUACAGACACUCCCAUCUUUCAGUCCUUCUACAUCAGUGUGGUGGAGGAAGCAGACUUUGUAGGACAAAAUGACCUGGAGCAUGCCAACAGACUGCUGAAGGAGUAUGAGGAGAGGGAAGGCAGGGCUGUCGGGGAGAUUGCAUGCUGUGAAGGUGAAGGAGGGGAGGAGACAUACGAAAAAGCCAAAGCCAAACACGGAGAUGCGGUCUUCUCUAGUUUCAUGAAGAGAAUCUCUCUGUGUCCAGAACAAGUGCUUCGGUACAGUUGGAGUGGGACACCCUUAUUUAUAAUGGAACCUCCUUCAAAUAUGAAUCAGAUGAUGCCUCCUUGUGCACACUGUGGCAGUCCUAGAGUUUUUGAAUUUCAGUUAAUGCCAGCACUGGUCAGCUUGCUCCGCAGUGCACAUUUAAGUUCAGAGCUUGCAGUUGAGUUUGGAACUGUUUUGAUUUAUACCUGCAGAGACAGUUGUUGGACAUCUGGAUCAAGCAGUCCUAUUGAGGAAUUCCCCUUUGUACAAACUGAUCCUGACCAAAAGCUCUUUAAAUGAUGGCAAUAAACCAUAAAU
This is a messenger RNA of Hemibagrus wyckioides, 1351 nucleotides long. It is a transcript of the gene pdcd2l, whose product is annotated as programmed cell death 2-like. Bases 263 to 1333 code for a protein of 356 amino acids. The transcript is spliced from 6 exons. Lineage: Eukaryota; Metazoa; Chordata; Actinopteri; Siluriformes; Bagridae. Gene Ontology annotation, cellular component: cytoplasm. The record is from RefSeq and is a predicted model, not a curated record.